AUGGCCCUCUCCUCCCGAGCCUCCAAGCUCACAACCCCAGAUCCCUCCGGCGCCGUCCUCUCAAACAACUGGCACCCAACCCUCAACCCAUCCGGCUACGUCAACCUCGGCGUCGCAGAAAACUACCUCAUGCACGCCUCCCUCCAACAGCACCUCCACGCCAACCUCAACGUCCCCACCUCCGCCUUCACCUACGGCGACUUCUUCAAGCGCAGCCGCACCGCCAUCGCGAGCUUCCUCACCAAGUACCUCAACACCGUGGUUCCUGUAACGCCGGAGCAUGUUGCUGUCGCGAGUGGCUGCACUUCGGCGGUGGAGCACAUGGCGUGGGCGUUUGCAGAUCCGGGCGACGUGAUUCUUCUCGGGAGGCCUUAUUAUGGUGCUUUUCCCGGUGAUGCGACGCUCCGCACGGGGACGAAGCUCGGCUUCGUCGAUUUCGGAGACGAUGAUCCCCUGGGAGCCAGUUGUGUUGAGAAAUACGAAAAAAGACUCCUCGAAGCACGAGCAAACGGCGAAAAAGUCUCUGCUGUUCUUUUAUGUCAUCCGCACAAUCCCCUUGGAAGAUGCUACUCCCGAGACGUCCUCAUCGACCUGCUCAAGUUCUGCAACAAGUACAAGCUUCACCUCAUCAGCGACGAAAUCUAUGCCCUCUCGAUAUUUGAAAACAAAAUCGACACGAAUCCCCCUCCCGCACCCUUCUACUCGGUCCUCUCCAUCGAUCCUACGGGAUUGAUAGACCCGGCGUAUGUGCAUUGCCUCUGGGGCAUGUCCAAGGAUUUCGGUGCCAACGGAUUACGAUUAGGAGCCAUCAUCUCUCAGCAUAAUGUGGAUUUGAUGACUGCUCUAUCUCCCGCUGUCCUGCUAUCCUCCGUCUCGUCCCUAUCAGAACAUGUCUUUGCGAAUGCACUAGAAGACGACGUCUGGGUCGAAAACUACAUCAAAGAAAACCAACAAAAACUCGGCUCCUACUACGAAUACAUUGUAAAAUGGGCCAAGGCCAACGACGUCGUCUACGCCACCGGUACCAAUGCCGGCUUCUUCAUCUGGGCCGACCUCGGCAGGACAUAUCUCAAGCAUCAAGGCUCCCAGCCCCAGGAUAUCGACCAAGCUGUCAUGGAUGCAUUGCUGAGGCACAAAGUCUUUCUCGCUUCGGGGGUGCGAUUCGGAUCAGAGAAGCCGGGCUGGUUCCGCAUUGUGUUUUCGCAUGACAUGGACUAUCUGAACGAGGGCCUUGACCGGAUUGUCGCUGCGUUGACGACCCCUGAGCCUUCAAAGAACAUGUCGAACGUAUCUUUACAGGUAGAUUUGGAUGUUGCUUUUUGA
Trichoderma aggressivum f. europaeum is the source of this 1323-nucleotide messenger RNA. RefSeq lists its product as uncharacterized. Gene Ontology annotation, molecular function: transaminase activity; pyridoxal phosphate binding. NCBI's taxonomy places the organism in Eukaryota, Fungi, Ascomycota, Sordariomycetes, Hypocreales, Hypocreaceae. Bases 1 to 1323 code for a protein of 440 amino acids. The transcript has a single exon. Gene Ontology annotation, biological process: biosynthetic process; amino acid metabolic process. The record is from RefSeq and is a predicted model, not a curated record.